AUGUCCACCACGCCCCCCCAGUCACACAGCCGCCCCCCCACCCGCACCAUAUCCCUCGGCGCCACAACACAGCAGUACAAGACCCGCGCCGCAUCACAGCCCGCCGGCGAGCGUCUUCCCGUCCCCCACGCCCACCCCAACGCUGCCCCAGCCGUCAAUGGGAAUGGCAACUUUGGUGUGAUUGGCGGUACCCGCUCAACAGGUCGCUUUGGAAACGCACUCGCAGGUAUGGGGCCCGUCACCCGCGCCAGCAGCUUUUCCGCCGGCGAGAGGAUGCCCCAGAAAAGAAAUCUGUCUCUGGCCAGGACGCUCUCCUCGCAUACCGAAGAGUUUGUCCCGUCCCGUUCCCAGUCCACUUCCCCAUUCCCUACUUUUUCCCCAACCUCGACGCCGUCCACCUCCCCCGCGGCGAUCCGCCAGCAGCCUCUGCCGCACUCGCCUCCAAAAGCAGCGCAGAAUGUCUCGAGAUCCCGCUCCCAGUCCUUGGCUGCUGGUGUCCGCCCGUCCUUCAUCGACCGAGGGUACUUUACCCCCAUGAGCAGCCUGGACAGCAGUCCCUUUGUCAAGCUCGACACUUGGGGUCCGUCCGACGCCUCCAACAUGUCGCCCUUCACCCGCGGCCUGACAAACCUGGUCAAUACCCAAGAGUUGCCGCGCUCCAGGCUGCAGCAAGAUACGACUUAUACCUCUGCCCGCGCGGCGUGGGCAGACUCGAAUACUCAAUCGGCUCUGACGUCUUCUGUCGCGAAAGCGCUGGGUGGGUACCAGCCGACGCAUACAGGCAGUGCAGCGACUUUUGCCGAGACGACGGGCUCGGAGGGCCGUUCCGGCGCUUCCAGUAGGCGCCAUUCAGUCUCUGUUGUCGGCGGCCCUGGUGGUAGGCGAGAAUGGGUCAACGAAGGCGGUAUGGGUAUCACCCCAUACUCUCCCAGUCGGGGAUUGUAUGGCUUGGAGAAUGACCUGGGUAAUGCGCUGAAUUUGGAUAUCGAGAGGGAGAAUGCGCAGGGCUUAUACGGGAACGAAUUCGAUGGGCCAUUCGGAGGAUUAGGAAGAGGCAGGGGCCCUUCUCCCCAAGUGCCCCAGGUAGAGAGAACUCCCGAGCCUCGCCGUCCAUCCCAGUACGCCCCCGAGCCGCCCAACUUUGGACGCCCGCGUACUCAGAAUGCGCCCCCACUCGGCUCAUCUCUCGGCGUGAGUUUGCCCCGCAACAUCUCCCAGCCGUCUCAGCAAGGUCCAGGACCCAUCGGUUCUCCACCUGCAAACUCGCUCAUGCAGCAACCGACCUUUAUGCCGUUCCCUCCUGGCUCGGCGCGACCGCCAUACCAGGCGCCUGCACCGCCCAACCAAGGGUUCAGGCCUCCGGCUGGUGCUGUGGGCAGCGGCUAUGGAUUUUACCAGCCCGGUCAGCCACCUGUCCCCCCUACGCCAUCCCAGCAGUUUGUCCCUCCCAACAGCAACUUUCGCACCGAGUACAGUCCACCCAACAUGCCCGCCUCCACCCCUGCUCCCCAGGCAUCCCAGCCCCAAGCUCCCACUUCCCCCUCAUUCUCCUCUCUCUCCCUCUCCGACCUCGGUAAAGGCCUUCCCCUCUCCUCCCUCCCGGCAUCCACCCCUCUGUACAUCGUCACAUUCAAAGCCGGCCGCCGCGAUGUCUACUACUGCCCCGACCCGACUUUGCUCAUCAGCAACGGUGACCGUGUAAUCGUCGAGGCGGAUCGCGGGAGCGAUUUGGGAGUUGUCGUAGCGGACCAGGUGACCCCUGUUGACGUGCGCGAGUGGCAAGAGAGGAUGGCUACCAAGGCUUUGCUCAGCGGGGCGAGGGAGCACCAGCCGCCUGGGAUGGGUAUGGACGGUGCCCCGCCCCAGGGUCCCGGCGGGCAUCAACGUAUGCCGUCCCUCUCUCAAGGACGGAACCAGCCUGGGCUGCUGUUGCAUGGGAUGGAGCUGGCGAGUCUGUCCCUGGAUGACUUGUUCUCCGGUGUGGGGCCGGGAGGGCAGAUGGAAGUUGCCGGUGGGGCUACGGCUGUGAGGGGACCUUUGGCCAAGGAGAUUGCGCCCAAGAGGAUCUUUGCAAAGAGCAGUCAGGGGGUGGAGGAGCAGCAGAGGAUGCGCGAAAAGGCACAGGACGAAUACGAUGCCAUGAUGAUUGGUCGCGAAAAGGUCCUCCAGCGAGGUCUGCCCAUGCAGAUUGUCGAUGCAGAGUAUCAAUGGGACCGCCGAAAGCUCACCUUCUACUUUAAAGCCGACAAGAGGGUCGACUUCAGGGACCUUACGAAGGAGUGUUUCAGGAUCUUCAAGUCGAGGAUCUGGAUGUCGAUGGUUUCAAAGGAUGAUCCAAGAGCAUAA
Molecule: messenger RNA, 2346 nt
Organism: Cryptococcus wingfieldii CBS 7118
Lineage: Eukaryota; Fungi; Basidiomycota; Tremellomycetes; Tremellales; Cryptococcaceae
Exons: 5
Coding region: 1-2346 (781 amino acids)
Cellular component (GO): cytoplasm
Source: RefSeq, a predicted model, not a curated record